Molecule: messenger RNA, 1111 nt
Organism: Sander lucioperca (pikeperch)
Lineage: Eukaryota; Metazoa; Chordata; Actinopteri; Perciformes; Percidae
Gene: il17a/f3
Product: interleukin 17a/f3
Exons: 4
Coding region: 114-602 (162 amino acids)
Biological process (GO): inflammatory response
Cellular component (GO): extracellular region
Molecular function (GO): cytokine activity
Source: RefSeq, a predicted model, not a curated record
AACACACACCAACACAUCCUGCCUGCAUAUAAACACAGGGAGAAUGUGGAGAUAACACGACAGACAGCAGAGGAGGACUUCACUGGCAGAGUUGUUCUCUGCAGGCGACAAUCAUGCUGCUGGGUUUGAGAGCCUUGUUGGUGCUGGGUCUGGUCCCGCUGUUGCACGCCACCAGGAAAGGCAAUGCGGUGUCCCUGAAGUUGGAUCAGGGAAGCAAACUGAAGGGCCAGACGGUGAGGCUGGUCCUGGAUCCGUCGGUGCAGCCUCAGAUUGCCAGCACGUCGGCCUCGACCAUCGCCAACAUGUCUCUGUCACCGUGGACGUACAGAGACUCCUGUGUGGAAUCUCGGUUGCCUCGGCGGAUCUCUCAUGCUCAGUGCCUGACCUCUGGCUGUCUGAGCCUGCUGGGGGGGCGAGAGGAUGCAGCCCUGGAGGCCAAACCUAUCUACUACCAGGUCCUGGUCCUCCACAGAAUCCCACGGCAAAGGCACAGUAAGAAAGCAGGGAGGAUGAGGAGGAACCAGUACGACUUCAGACUGGGGACGGAGGUGAUUUCGGUGGGCUGUACCUGUGUGAGGCCCAGCGUCAUACCACAGCAGUAGAGACUUCUCAUGUUGGCAACUCCUUUAGCGUAUUGUACAUUUUAUAUCACUUUCUAACUUAAACUUGUAUUUAGCAAUAUUUUUUAAGUUAUCACUGAAUCAUGUGACUGUGCAAUGUAUUUCAUGAAGACGCAUAAAUGUAUAUCUCUGUGCCACUUUCUAUGUAUGUCUGUGACCGGGCCUUUGUGUUAGCUAUUCGAACUUCAUACAAUGAUGAUAAAAAAGAACUGCAAAGAGCUGUGCUUCUUUCUGCCCCCUAGUGGUGAAAAAAAGGCUCAACGCACCUUUAACCUGAGUGUACAGUGUCUGGCAAACACAUUCAAUGUAUGUCAUUUUCUUAGGAGUCAUGAAAGGGGUGUUGGAAAUAUUUGUUUAUAUACAGUAUAUUUGUGGUGGGUCAUUUUUUGUAUUUCUCUUACGUUGCAUGGUCACAUUUUAUAAUAAUUAUGUUCUUAUUUUAAUGUAAACAAUAUCAAAAUGCUUUAUUAAAGUUUUUUCCACAACUUUGA